AUGAAGGAGACCUUCCACGAUGCCGAGACGUCCCAGCGAAUCUCGCACAUCCACUUUGGCCUGCUGUCGGACGGCGACAUGCAGCGCAUCUCGCAUAUGCGCGUCGUCAAUCGCGAGCUCUACCAGCAGCCAGACCGCGUCCCGACGCCACACGGUCCCCUCGACAAGCGACUGGGCACAUCAAUGAAGCAACACACCUGCGAAACAUGCGGACAUCCUAUGACAUCCUGCCCAGGACAUUUCGGAGACUUGCAGUUUGAGCUGCCUGUCUUCCACUAUGGAUACUUCAAGGCCAUCACCACCGUGCUGCAGAACAUUUGCAAGACUUGCUCCCGUGUCAUGCUGCCGGUCGAGGAACGCCUCUUUUUCUUGCAGCGGCUGCGCAACCCGCUGCUGGAAAUGCUGCACAAGCGCGCCAUCUGCAAAAAGGUGAACGAAAAGUGCCGCCGCCUGCACAACUGCCCUUACUGCAACGCGCCGAACGGCCCCGUCAAGAAGGUGGCCUUCAUGAAGCUCUCGCACGACACCUACCGCAUGAGCGAAAAGCAGCGGUCGGACGACCGUGUCGACUUUCUCAACUCCUUCCAGGAGGCGGUGGCGCGCAACAAGGAUUUGCGUCCUCUGCUCACCAAGGCAAUGGACGAGCUCAACCCCUUGCGCGUGCUCCGGCUCUUUGAAGCCAUCCCCAACGAAGACGUCGAGUUGCUCGGUCUCGAUCCCCUCAAGGGCCGGCCCGAGCGUCUCAUUCUGACGCGCAUGCUCGUCCCUCCCGCCUGCAUUCGCCCGUCUGUGGCGAUGGACGCUGGGGCUGGUUCCAACGAAGACGAUCUCACUAUGAAGCUCUCCGAAAUUGCGUUUAUCAAUUCGGUCAUUCGCAAGUCGCUGUCCAACCCGACCAACAUGAUUGCAAAUCUGGUCGAGGAAUGGGAGCACUUGCAGAACGUGUGCGCCAUGUACAUUAACGGCGAUGUGGCCAACCAGUUGCCGCAACAAAACCUAAAGCCCGUUCGUGGCUUUUGCCAACGUCUCAAGGGCAAGACGGGUCGCUUCCGAGGCAACCUGUCGGGCAAGCGUGUCGAUUUUUCGAGCCGCACCGUCAUCUCCCCAGACCCCAACCUUCGCAUUGAUGAGGUGGCUGUGCCCGAACAUGUUGCCAAGAUUCUGACCUUCCCCGAGCGCGUUACCAGCCACAACAUUGAAGAAAUGCGCCAGCUGAUCAUUGCUGGAACGGACCAGUAUCCUGGCGCAAACUAUGUCGAGUUGAACCGAGGCGCUGGCGGUGGUUUGACUGCAGCAGGUACCGUCGCGACUGCAGGCGGUGCGUCUACAUCGGCGGCGGCCGGGGCCACAGCAGCGGCAGCAGCGGCGGCAGGAAGCUCGGCGGCAGGCCAAGUCAAGGGCGCCGCGGCCCCUCUCGUCAACCCAAAGCGCUACCUCAAGUACGGCAACCGCCAGGAGAUUGCACGCGAUCUUCGCGUGGGCGAUGUUGUCGAGCGUCACUUGCGCACGGGUGAUAUCGCGCUCUUCAAUCGCCAACCGUCCCUGCACAAGCUCUCCAUCAUGUGCCACUUUGUGCGCAUUUCGCCCUUCCGCACCUUCCGCUUUAACGAGUGUGUCUGCACGCCUUACAAUGCGGAUUUCGACGGUGACGAAAUGAACUUGCACGUCCCUCAAACGGAAGAGGCGCGCGCCGAGGCCAUGGUGCUCAUGGGUGUCAAGUCCAACAUGAUUACCCCGCGCAACGGCGAGCCGCUUAUCGCCGCCAUCCAGGAUUUCAUCACGGGCGCCUACUUGCUGUCGCGCAAGGACCUCUUCCUCGACCAGAGCAUGUUCACGCAGCUGUGCGCAUGCAUGAGCGACGCCGGCAUCCAGAUUGACAUUCCUCCGCCUGCCAUUCUGAAGCCUGUCCGUCUGUGGACUGGCAAGCAGCUCUUUAGUGUCCUGAUGCGGCCCAACAAGCAGUGCAAGGCCCGAAUGAACCUCCGCACCGCGUCGCGCACGUAUUCCAAGAAGGACGAGGAAAUGUGCAAAAAUGACGGCUUUGUCAACAUUCGCAACUCGGAGCUGUUGAGUGGCAGCAUGGACAAGGCACUGCUGGGCUCUGGCAGCAAAAGCACCAUCUUUUACGUCCUGUUGCGCGACUUUGGCGAGCAGACGGCUGCCGACGCCAUGUCGCGCCUGGCCAAACUUGCGUCGCGAUUCUUGUGCAAUUACGGGUUUUCCAUUGGCAUUGGCGACGUCACUCCGACGCUCAAGCUUUUGCAGGCGAAGGAGGUCAUGCUGCAGGUGGGCUACACCAAGUGCGACGGGUACAUUGAGGCCUUCCGAGGCAACGCGCUGCCCUCGCAGCCUGGCUGCUCGCCCGAGCAGACGCUCGAGUCUGUCAUCAACGGAGAGCUCUCUCAGAUUCGUGAGGAUGCUGGCAAGAUGUGCUUGGAGGAGCUCGACAAGUCCAAUGCUCCGCUGCGGAUGGCGCUCUGCGGCUCGAAAGGUUCCAACAUUAACAUUUCCCAAAUGAUUGCCUGCGUCGGUCAGCAGACCGUCAGCGGCACGCGCAUCCCCAACGGCUUUGAGGACCGCGCACUGCCACACUUCCCGAAAAAGUCCCGCUUCCCGGCCGCGAAGGGUUUUGUUCGAAACAGCUUCUUUACUGGCUUGUCGCCGACCGAGUUCUUCUUCCACACGAUGGGUGGUCGUGAAGGUCUGGUCGAUACUGCCGUCAAGACUGCCGAGACUGGUUACAUGCAGCGCCGCUUGAUGAAGGCGCUGGAGGAUUUGUCCGUCCAGUACGAUUCGACCGUUCGUGAUUCUAUCGGCGGCGUUGUGCAGCUGCGGUAUGGCGAUGACGAGCUCGACCCUGCAUCCAUGGAGGGCUCGAACAAGCCUGUGGACUUUAAGCGCGUCUUUGAGCACGUUCGCAACAACUCGCCCGCUGGAAGCGACCAAAGCCUCUUCCCGUACGAAAUUACCCAGUUCUCCCACAAGGUCAUUCUGUUGUACCUGGAAGAGCGCCGGGCUUUGCAGCGUCCCGGCACGCGUGCCAUGCACGACGAGCCCGUGCCGCAGUUUUACGAAGAGUUGCGCGGAUUUUUGCAGUCCGUUGCUGACAGCCUUGCGAGCAUGCGCGACAAGCGUGGUCUGGAUCCGUACUCGAUCGGCCCACUGGACAAGUCGGAUCCUCGCAGCGUUGCUCUGAGCGAAUCCGCUCGUCUUCAGCAGUCCAUUGUCGAUAAGGUGGCCAAGUACACGAGCAAGCAACUCGAAGGCUUCCGUGAGCUGUGCGUGUCCAAGUACAAGCGUGCCACCAUCGAGGCCGGCACUGCCGUCGGAGCAGUCGGUGCACAGAGUAUUGGUGAACCCGGCACCCAAAUGACACUUAAGACUUUCCAUUUCGCUGGUGUAGCCAGUAUGAACAUCACACUUGGUGUCCCGCGUAUUAAGGAAAUUAUCAAUGCUUCCAAGGUGAUCAGCACGCCCAUCAUCACUGCAGAGCUAUUGGAUCAAUCAAAGGAAUCGAUCGCGCGUAUCGUCAAGGGUCGAACUGAAAGCACCCGCCUGGGUGAAAUUUCAGACUUUAUGCGCGAGAUUUUCACUCCCCACCAAUCCUUCCUGCAUGUGCGGCUGAGCCGCUCUCAGAUCCGACAACUCUGUCUCCAAAUUGAUGCCGAGCAAGUCAAGAACGCUCUACUUGCUUCCAAGCUUCGAGUGGAGAAGGAUUCUAGCUUGUCCGAGCUGAAAAAACUGUCCAGCUCGUUCUUUUCCAUCCAGCAUCUCAACCAUGCGAUUGGCAAUGUGAUUGUAUCGGGCAUCUCGACGGUCAAGCGCGCCGUCAUCAACCAAAAGACGCCUGGCAAGUACAAUCUGCUCGUCGAAGGCACGAAUCUUCUGGCUGUCAUGGGCAUCGAAGGUGUCGAUUGGAUGCGGACCAAGAGCAACCACAUUAUGGAAAUGAAGGAUUCGCUGGGUAUCGAGGCUGCACGAUCGACAAUCAUGAACGAAAUUCAAUACACGAUGCAGAGUCACGGCAUGAGCAUUGACACGCGACACCUCAUGCUUCUGGCAGACUUGAUGACCUCCAAGGGCGAUGUUCUCGGCAUCACCCGGUUUGGCAUUGCCAAGAUGAAGGAGAGUGUGCUUAUGCUGGCAUCUUUCGAAAAGACCACCGACCAUCUGUUUGACGCCUCGCUGUACGGCCAGACGGACUCUGUUCGCGGUGUUAGUGAGUGCAUCAUCAUGGGUAUCCCGAUGACGAUCGGCACUGGUCUGUUCAAGCUGCUGCAACGACAAGCAGUUGGCUCGAACGCAGUGAAGAAGAAGCUUGCUCAGCGCUCCUUCCUAUUCGACAACCCAAAGCUCCACACGACGUCCAGCUGA
Molecule: messenger RNA, 4374 nt
Organism: Capsaspora owczarzaki ATCC 30864
Lineage: Eukaryota; Filasterea; Ministeriida; Capsasporidae
Product: polymerase III polypeptide A
Exons: 9
Coding region: 1-4374 (1457 amino acids)
Biological process (GO): DNA-templated transcription
Molecular function (GO): DNA-directed RNA polymerase activity; DNA binding
Source: RefSeq, a predicted model, not a curated record